Priapulus caudatus is the source of this 1000-nucleotide messenger RNA. Its product is annotated as gelsolin, cytoplasmic-like. Gene Ontology annotation, molecular function: phosphatidylinositol-4,5-bisphosphate binding; actin filament binding. NCBI's taxonomy places the organism in Eukaryota, Metazoa, Priapulida, Priapulimorpha, Priapulimorphida, Priapulidae. The record is from RefSeq and is a predicted model, not a curated record. Gene Ontology annotation, biological process: actin polymerization or depolymerization; barbed-end actin filament capping; actin filament severing. The coding region runs from base 1 to 864 and encodes 287 amino acids. Gene Ontology annotation, cellular component: actin cytoskeleton; cytoplasm. The transcript has 11 exons.
AUGUCUCAUGAUAUGUGUGAGAUGCCAACACUGUAUCUGUGCCUUGCAGGCACCGUGCGACUAUGGUCCCCUACACCGACCGCCGCCCCUGGCGCCGGCGAAGAACCCGGAUUAGAGAUAUACCGCAUCGUAAAUUUCGAAGUAACAGCUUGGGACAAGAGGAAAUAUGGGGAGUUCUUUUCCGGUGACGCGUACAUCAUUCUCAAGACGGGUAAGACCCGCAGCGGCAGCUAUUCGUGGGACCUGCACUUCUGGCUCGGCAAGGACUCGUCACAGGACGAACAGGGCACGGCGGCGAUCAAGUCCGUCGAACUAGACGACGCGCUCGGAGGUCAGGCCACCCAGUGGCGCGAGGUUCAAAAUCACGAAUCCUCGCAAUUCAUCUCUUACUUCAAGAAGGGAAUCAUCUACCUGGAGGGUGGUGCCGAGUCAGGGUUCACGAAGGUCGACAGGGAUGCCUACACCAAGAGGUUGCUCAAGGUCAAAGGUCACCGCAACGUCAGAUGUCACGAGGUGGAGAGGAAGUGCUCCUCUCUCAACAUGGGAGAUGUCUUCAUCCUCGACUGCCUCGCAAAACAUCUUCGUCUGGAUUCCUCCGCAGUCCAAGCAAACCGGAGAAGCUCAAGGGCAUGGAGAUGGCGAGGCGCAUCCGGGACGAUCUGCAGCAAGGUGAAGCUCACGUCCACGUCGUCGAAGACGACUUCGACACCAACAACAGGUUCUUCGCCGAGCUUGGUGAGAAGGACCUGGAUGCGAUCCAGUCUGCGGAUGCUGGCGGCGACGACCGCCAGUAUGAGGUCACCACCGCCGAGAUGGUCAAGCUCUACGAAGUGUCGGAAACGCGCUCCGGCCAGGUGGAGGUGAACAUCGUAGAAGACAGGCCACUAGUGAAGGACCUAUUGCGAUCAAAAGACAGCUACAUACUGGACGUUUGGUUGGCCCCUUCAGGACAUGUCAGUUGCGGUGGCUAGCCAUGCCGCGUACCUCGAACCGCAAGCAC